Molecule: messenger RNA, 4626 nt
Organism: Scomber japonicus (chub mackerel)
Lineage: Eukaryota; Metazoa; Chordata; Actinopteri; Scombriformes; Scombridae
Product: tetratricopeptide repeat protein 39C-like
Exons: 14
Coding region: 675-2411 (578 amino acids)
Biological process (GO): otolith morphogenesis; cilium assembly
Molecular function (GO): protein binding
Source: RefSeq, a predicted model, not a curated record
CUGAGCAGCUCCUCUCAUACCUGUCUGCCUGCCACCAGUAUGGCUGCAGGGCGUCUAUUGGCUGAGAGCUGGAGGAGAGGGCUGGCUUUAGAGCGUGUCUUGAAGGAUGGAGGCGGACAGGGCGCAGCUUCUCCUCCUCAGCAGCCCUCAUCCCUCCAGCCUCCCGGCGAUGCGCUGUGCGUUGUGACGCCAAGCCGUUUGACGAGUACAUUACGUGGGGCUGGCAGAGCAGCACAGCAGCCUGAGUCCUCGUUAUGUAAUGCUUCAAAGCAUCGGAUGCUGCACGGAUUAAGAGAAGCAGAGAGAGGGGGAAAAAACUGACGGAUGGCUCAUUUAGUGACAAUCAGCAGAGUGGAAGCUUAUGAAUGAGACGUCUGCUGUCGGCAAGUACAAUGAUAACUGUAAAUCGCAGGAGUGUGUGGUGUAAUUGAGCCCGUCUGGGCAUCAGUGGCCUAUCCCUGAGGUGCACAGACGUCUGGAGGCUGCAGAAGCUGCUGCACACCUUCUACUUUAUUUUUUUAAAAAGCCGAUCAGAGGCACGGCUCUGUUUAAAUUCGUCUCCUACAUCGGUGGAAAUUAACCAAUGCGGGUUUGUUUUAGAGCAGAAUCAGGAUCAUAUUUAGUUCUCCAUCGCAUCGGUGUAAUCCAACAGCCACUGAGCUGUGCCAUAAACAAUGGCGGGUCCAGAGCAGUCCCAGCAGCAGCAGCAGGUAGAGGAGAAGGCAGAGCAUAUAGAUGAUGCUGAGAUGGCUCUGCAAGGUAUUAACAUGCUGCUCAACAACGGAUUUAAAGAAAGCGACGAGCUUUUCAGAAGAUACAGGAGCCACAGCCCACUGAUGAGCUUUGGGGCCAGUUUCGUCAGCUUCCUGAAUGCCAUGAUGACAUUUGAGGAGGAGAAGAUGCAGACGGCCUGUGACGACCUGAGGACCACUGAGAAACUGUGUGAAAGUGACAGCGCCGGAGUCAUAGAGACAAUCAGAAACAAGAUCAAGAAGAGUAUGGACUCCCAGAGGUCAGGCGUUGUGGUUGUGGACCGCUUACAGAGACAAAUUAUUGUUGCUGACUGUCAGGUGUACCUCGCUGUACUCUCCUUCGUCAAGCAGGAACUCUCAGCAUAUAUCAAAGGAGGCUGGAUUCUCCGUAAGGCAUGGAAAAUGUACAAUAAGUGCCACAGUGACAUAAGCCACCUGCAGGAGACUUGUCAGCGGAGGUCCUCUGUCCACCAGGAGUCCCUCUCUGUGGACAACGCCAACCACAAUGCGCCUGUAGAGAACGGCGUGACACCUGAGGCCUUGGACCGGCUCAAGGGAUCUGUCAGCUUCGGCUACGGUCUCUUCCACCUGUGCAUCUCCAUGGUACCACCACACCUGCUGAAGAUUAUCAACCUGCUGGGCUUCCCCGGCGACCGUCUGCAGGGCCUGUCUUCCCUCAUGUAUGCGAGCGAGAGCAAGGACAUGAAGGCACCACUAGCUACGCUAGCCCUCUUGUGGUACCACACAGUAGUGCUGCCCUUCUUUGCUCUGGAUGGAUCUGAUACAAAUUCAGGGCUGCUGGAAGCCAAAGCUAUACUGCAGAGAAAGUCAGUGGUUUACCCCAACUCAUCCCUCUUCAUGUUCUUUAAAGGACGGGUUCACAGGCUAGAGUGCCAUAUCAACAGUGCUUUGGCCUGUUUCCAUGAUGCAUUAGAACUUGCAUCAGACCAAAGAGAGAUCCAGCAUGUGUGUCUCUAUGAGAUUGGUUGGUGCAGCAUGAUAGAGAUGAAUUUUGAGGAUGCAUACAGGGCAUUUGAGCGGCUGAAGAAUGAGUCACGUUGGUCGCAGUGCUAUUAUGCCUAUUUGACCGGAGUGAGUCAGGGUGCUUCGGGUGACCUGGAUGGAGCGAGCGGAGUUUUUAAAGAUGUGCAGAAGCUGUUCAAGAGGAAAAACAACCAGAUAGAGCAGUUUGCUGUCAAAAGGGCUGAGAGGUUGAGAAAGAUUUCUCCAACCAGAGAGCUAUGCAUCCUCGGUGUAAUUGAAGUGCUGUAUCUGUGGAAAGCUCUUCCAAACUGUUCCUCAUCUAAACUGCAGAUAAUGAAUCAGGUGUUACAGAGUUUAGAUGAAGCUUCGUGCAGAGGCCUGAAGCAUCUCCUCCUUGGUGCCAUUCACAAAUGUCAUGGAAAUAUGAGAGAUGCUGUUCAGUCGUUUCAGCUGGCUGCUAGAGAUGACUAUGGCCGGCAGAUCAACUCCUAUGUUCAGCCGUACGCCGUCUACGAGCUGGGAUGUAUACUCCUCGGAAAACCAGAGACAGUGGGAAAGGGGAGAUCAUUGCUACUUCAAGCAAAGGAGGAUUUUACAGGCUACGACUUUGAGAACAGGCUUCAUGUGCGCAUCCAUUCAGCCCUGGCCUCCUUGAAGGAAGUAGUGCCUCAGUGACUCCAGGAAGGAAAGCUACGAUGGCUCAUUGCUUUUUACACCCAGCUGUAAGCCACUCAGAGUAUCUGUGUGACAUCGUUGUCAACAGGCUCCUGUGUUUUCCAUUCUUAAAGUAUUUGGGGAAUCUCACCUACAGUAAAACUGAUAUGAGGCCUCAUUUCUGUGCAUUCAGUACAGAGAUUGGUAUGUGUAUGUUCAUACUAGCUUAGCACAAAGCAUGGAAGCAGAUGGAGAUGGCUAGCCUAGCUAUGGGCAGCAAGUUAAAGUAUGUUUUAAAUGACCAGUACUGGGACAGAUUGUCUUGUUAGCCAGCAAGCUAGUCAACAAAUACAUCAAUAAUUGGGAUUAGUUACUACAAAGCGAAGACCGUGCAACAAGGGCAGGACUGUUGAGAGUAAGUAAACCACGGCAUUGUUGGCCAAAAAUUAAUCCCAACUUCUUGUUCAGUUUCAUUUUGCACUUUUAUUUUAUGGCGUGUUAAUAAAUAACACUGUAGAAAUCAGACAUCUUUAGAAUUUGAGGAGAAAAGGUGUAUUUUUUCACUUUGAAGCAGCUAAACUAGCUGUUAACCAUUUGCUUCUAAACACAACCCUGAUAUAUUUUUGAACUGAAUGCACAGAUGUGAAAGUUAUAUCGAUUCUUAACCCAAGACAAAGAACACAUAAUUCCCCAAAUUUCUAAGUGUUCCUUUUAAUUUUUUGCACCUAAACAUAUUAGCAUCUAGUAACGAUUUCAUCAACUUGUGUAUUUGGAUGAUUUCAGUUAUGCCUCCCCGUCCCUUCUGUGAGCAAUUCAGCACAUAAAAGUAACCUUUUAAUGAGAUUAUAUUUCCUUUAAUACCAACUUUCAAAUGAAUAAAAUUCAGGCAGGCUAAUGGUUUUCACAUAUUUGAAACAUGCAAACAACAUUUGAGCAUCUUGCUCCAUUAAUAAAAUAGAAUUAAUGAAGCCAAUUAUCACAAAUCAUGAGAAAGAUGUGGGAAAGAUUAGUCAAAUUUAAUAUUUGAUUUUACUAGAAAUAUAUUAUUAUAAUCAUGGGUUAACACAUUUUCAGCCAGUUGUUUCUAGUAAGUAGUGCUUCUCCUUAUUAAAAUCUCAAAACCUGCUUAUUGUCAUAUCACAAGGGAGCCACUUUUCUUUAAAAAAAUCAUUGACAUAACUUGUAAUCCCAUUAGUUACCACUGGAAAUACUUAAGUAGCAAAUUCCUUCUCACUGGUCACCUAAAGUUGCACAUGCUGAAUUAAAUAGGCUGCUGUUAAUUAGUCACGUUUAAGUAGUUUGACAUCAUAUAUUUAUAGUAUUUGAGCUCACCACACUUUACAAUGCUCUAAUCACACAUUUUUAUGUGACACUGGGCAUUGAUCCUGUGCACUACACAUGGUACGUCAGGGUAACAGAGACUUUAAGACUGCACUGAAGUCAAAUGUACCUGUAUGUCCAUCCCUGCAAAUACAUGAAGGUAUUCUAUGAGAGUACCUUCAGUACUUUAAUGUUACCACUGAAAGGUGCUGUUAAAUGUCAGCCUGAUAAACAUGAAUUACUUGUGACUAAUUUUAAGUGUUUUAGUGAUAGAAGCUUUUGAUUUAAAGUCUUAAUAGUGACAAGUUUAUUUAUUACAUAACAGAAGUUGUACUUUUACAAGCAUCCUGUUUGAGUAUUGAACCUGCGAGUUUGGCGCUGGACGGCACGAUCAACUGCAACAUUAAUGAUCAAGCUGUUUCAAGUGGGAUCUUGUGAUAAAAGUAUAUUUAACAGACUUUCUCAACAGUUUCACACUGUACAGUACAUAUGAAAUAUUCCAUGCAGGGUUCUACGUUUUAUUAACGAGUAAUCUGAGUUAUGAUCAUCAGAGCAAUAUAUAAGUAAGAGGAGGGAAUCAUAAUUUACAACAAUGACUAUCUGUGUUUUUCAUCCCAUGUUCAGUCAGGAUUGUGGUCGUAUAGAUUUGUUUUGCUCACACCGAGCUGGUUAGACAAAACCAAUCACCCCCUGUUGCUGUGAUGGAUGUAAACUGUGGUAAAUGUCGAGGCGGCCGCUUGUCCAAGUGGUCAGUGCGGUGCAAGUAACGUGAUGGUGAAAUGUCAGUAAGAUGUCACCUGCCCGCUGUCCCAAAUACUUCUGUUACUGUCAUGAGGACUUAAACCAAGUUGAAAUUGAGGUUACAUGUCAGGAUGAUGGUGUUGCAAUGUGUCACUGAACUCUACAAUAAACUGUU